Messenger RNA from Oryzias latipes (Japanese medaka), 3299 nucleotides. It is a transcript of the gene ghra, whose product is annotated as growth hormone receptor a. Gene Ontology annotation, biological process: cytokine-mediated signaling pathway. Gene Ontology annotation, molecular function: cytokine receptor activity; protein binding. NCBI's taxonomy places the organism in Eukaryota, Metazoa, Chordata, Actinopteri, Beloniformes, Adrianichthyidae. Gene Ontology annotation, cellular component: external side of plasma membrane. The record is from RefSeq and is a predicted model, not a curated record.
CUCGGAGCAGACCCGGAUUGUCGGCGGAUGAGGGCGCUUCACCGCCGCCACAAAAGAAAAGCAGGUUCUUCCUCUGCCUCGUCGAACGUGUGUCUCUUUAAACAAGGCGAAGCGAUGAGCGGAUAAGAAGCCCCAGAGUCCUGAUCGGGAACGCACACGCAUCUCCGGGAGACUUUGGGAUGUGAAAGGUUCGAGCGCUGAGCUCCUGUUCGGGCCGAGCAGCCUGAGCGAAGCCGCGGAACCGCCGGGGGCUGGCGCUGGACCAGUGGAUGACCAACUUCUGAAAAAGUCCCCCUGCACUCCUCAACGGCUCCAGACUUUUAAAGCGGAUCAUGGCUGACGUAUUCUCCCCCGGUCUUCUGCUCAUGCUCAUGAUGUCUUCACUAGAUUGGCUGUCCACUCCGGGGUCUGCCUUUCUAUUUGACCGGGAUCGAGCAAAAUCCGCGCCCCUUGAACCCCAUUUUACGGAAUGUGUAUCAAGGGACCUGGAGACAUUCCGAUGUUGGUGGAGUCCGGGUUCAUUCCAAAAUCUGUCUUCACCUGGAGCACUGAGAGUCUUCUACCUUAAGAAAGACCCUCCCUUAAGUGAAUGGAAGGAAUGUCCGGAGUAUAACCAUUUAAACAGGGAGUGCUUCUUUGACGCAAACCACACAUCAGUUUGGCUUCCCUACUGCGUGCAGCUUCGGAGCCAAAACAACGUCACCUAUUUCAACGAAGAAGACUGCUUCACUGUGGAGAAUAUUGUGCGCCCUGACCCACCAGUGUCUCUAAACUGGACCCUGCUGAACGUAAGUCCCUCUGGGCUAAGUUACGAUGUCAUGGUCAGCUGGGAGCCCCCACCCUCUGCAGAUGUCCAAGCAGGCUGGAUGCGCAUCGAGUAUGAAGUCCAAUACAGAGAGAGAAACACCACAAACUGGGAAGCCUUGGAGAUGCAGCCACACACUCAGCAGACGGUCUAUGGCCUGCAAAUCGGAAAAGAAUAUGAAGUUCAUAUCCGCUGCAGGAUGCAAGCCUUCACUAAGUUUGGCGAGUUUAGUGAUUCCAUCUUCAUGCAGGUGACAGAGAUUCCCAGCACAGAUUCCACGGCCCCUCUGACUCUGAUUCUCAUUUUUGGGACUGUUGGAAUUCUGAUUGUCAUCAUGCUGAUAGUGAUUUCUCAGCAACAGAGAUUAAUGAUGAUUCUCUUGCCACCUGUUCCUGCGCCCAAAAUCAAAGGCAUCGAUUCAGAUUUGUUGAAGAAGGGGAAACUGGAGGAGCUGAAUUUCAUCCUAAAUGGUGGAAGUAUUGGUGGCCUCCAAACGUUUUCUCCAGAUUUCUACCAAGAUGAGCCAUGGGUGGAGUUUAUCGAAGUGGAUGAGGAGGAUGCCGACAGUAGAGAGAAGGAGGAUGACCAAGCUUCAGACACACAGAAACUCCUCGGCCCCCCCCAGCCCAUUAGUGACCACAGGACAAUCCGAUGCUCUGAAACUAUCCGCCACCCUGAAGAGGUCUUCGGUCAUGGCAGCUGUUACAAUGCAGAUCGGCCUGAAGAAGACUCAAAAGUGCAGAUGGAUGCUCCUCCGCCAGGCCAAGCAGGGGACAAGGAAUCCUCCACAGAGUUUACCGAAAGAACCCCAGCAUUAGACCGAUGUCGAGCUCCUCCUGUCCAAACCCAAACAGGAACUCCCCAAACGUGGGUGAACACAGACUUCUACGCACAGGUCAGCAAUGUUAUGCCUUCGGGUGGAGUCGUGCUGUCCCCUGGUCAGCAACUCAGAACCCAGGAGAGCACGCCAGCCUCAGAACACGGAGCACAAACCAAGGGAAAGCAGAGGGAUGAGAGUGGGGACAUGGAUGGACAAAGGCAAAAGGAGCCUCAGUUUCACCUGCUGGUGGUGGAUCCAGAAGGAAGUGGCUACACCACCGAGAGCAAUUGCUGGCAAAACAGCCCUCCCUCCAACUCUCCCAACCCCGGAGCGGGGUAUCAAACCAUCCCCCCUCCACCGGUGGAGAUUAAACCAGCAGCUUCAGCAGAUGCUAAUCAGUUACCCUACAUUCUUCCUGACUCUCCUCAGUUGGUUGCUCCUGUUGCAGACUACACAGUAGUUCAGGAGUUGGACACCCAUCACAGUUUACUCCUAGACCCAACUCCCAUCCAGUCCCCCCCUCCCUGCCCAUCACAGCCGCCCCUCAAAACCCAAAUACCUAUGGAGUACAUUACACCAGACCUGCUGGGAAACCUCCUACCAUGAAAUGAUACUGCUUUGAGACCUCCGCUGCCACUCACCAUGGCUCAACCUGACCCCUGCUGGAUGCCAAAAGAACCUUGCAGCACUCUGAGGGAACGUGCCUGUUCAGGAGUCUGUUUUCAUCUGUUUUCAACUUUGACAGGAGUCUGUCAAAGUUUGCUCAGAGGACUAGAAAAGCUGCUCACUUUUCCCUCAGCUCUUGCAUUUGCAAAAAUAGCCACAAACCAAAUAUGAAAUAGCCCUUUUCAUCUAUAUCGAUGCAUGAUUGUAGUUAAUCAAAAAACUGAUCAAUGACUUUGUUGAUUAGCAUCUCUGCCUAAAUGAGUUCAAAGCAAUGACUUUGGUGAAGUCUUAACAGAUACUAGUGCAUAGUGCAUAGACCCAACAGAGAACUGACAUUGUGAGAGUUUGCCCCGUAGAGACGUUUAGCCACUCACAUUUAAGUUUUCGAGUUUGAUGUCAUCAUAAAAGUACCUCAUGAGAGCUAUAUAUUUUUAUAAUAAAAACAAACACAGCACUGUAAACCACACCUAUGCAGGCUUGCAUUUCCAGCUUUAUUUUGUCAAGGCUGUUUCAGUAAUUGGUUGCCAAACUUGGAUUAUAAAAUUUCAAGACAGAUUUUUUUUUAAUCCAUAAUUUUAAAAAGCAACAAAUUAUGUGAACAACUUUGGACUAGGCAUAAAGAAUUUUAAAAGAAAAAUACCAGCAAAAUAACAGAUACAUUUUUGUCUCCUUGGGAUGUUCAUUGUUUGUCUGCAGAACAGAUAGAUAAAAAAAAAAACUUUUGUCAGGGAAUCCGUUGUAUCAGUUUAAUACCACAAUCUGUUUUUACAUUUUUCAUAUGUGAGAUUUCAUUUUGACUCUUUGGGUUUUCAUUUUCAUCUGAAUGUAUGCCACUGUGGUGAAGCUUUUCCAUACGAGGAAGACUUCCUUCAGGGUAGUGUAAGCUGUGCUGUAAAACAUGUAGCACCACCAAGAGCCUUGCUCUUGAUCAAGGCCCGGUGAAGGGACACAUAAAUCAAAUGUACCUGCUCAUUUGUGCUUUAAAGUAAAUCCUCAUUGGUGAAACUC